Messenger RNA from Pieris macdunnoughi, 1149 nucleotides. Lineage: Eukaryota; Metazoa; Arthropoda; Insecta; Lepidoptera; Pieridae. The record is from the annotation of a GenBank genome assembly.
AUGGAUAAAAGCAAAGAAAAGGAAGAGCAGAGCAUAAUGGAUAAAUCCAUGAGAUCAGUUUUUGUCGGGAAUAUACCAUAUGAGGCGACUGAGGAAAAAUUAAAGGAUAUAUUUAGUGAAGUCGGUCCAGUACUUUCUUUUAAAUUGGUGUUCGAUAGGGAGACUGGAAAGCCAAAAGGAUAUGGCUUUUGUGAAUACAAAGAUCAAGAGACGGCUCUAAGUGCCAUGAGAAAUUUGAAUGGUUAUGAAAUUGGUGGUAGAUCAUUGAGAGUAGAUAAUGCUUGUACUGAGAAGUCUAGAAUGGAAAUGCAGGCUUUGAUGCAGGGUCCACAGGUAGAGAAUCCAUAUGGUGACCCUUGUGACCCAGAGAAGGCACCUGAGGCAGUGAGCAAGGCUGUGGCGACAUUACCUCCUGAGCAAAUGUUUGAGCUUAUGAAACAGAUGAAACUUUGUAUUCAAAAUAACCCAACAGAAGCAAGAAAUAUGUUGCUUCAAAACCCACAGUUGGCUUAUGCCUUGUUACAAGCACAAGUUAUUAUGAGAAUUGUAGAUCCAGUUACAGCUGUAAGUAUGUUACAUCCAAGUAACCCGCUACCACCACUAAUGCAGCCGGGAGACAAACCGCAAAGUUACAACCCACCACCACAACAAAUGCCAGUACAACAACCGCCACUUCUGAAUACACCUGUGCCACCUCCCAAUCAAUAUAACCCUCGUCCAAAUAUGGGUAUGCCUCCGAUGGGAAUGGACGUGGACCUUCGAAGCUCCCGUGCCUUAGACCAGGACAUGCGAAGUUUGCCACCAGUAAUGCCUGGACCGGUACCGCCGCCUGCGCAAGAGAUGUUCCCUCGGGAUCCUCGUCUAGCAAACAUGCAAAGUUUCAACUCGGACCCGCGAGUGAGAUCCAACGAUCCCAGAACACAGACCAAGAUGCAACAACCACCUCCCCAAAUGCCGCCGGGAAUGCCCAGUGCCGCGCAAGCGAGAACUAUCCAAGGAAUACCUUCUGGGGCCUCUGACCAAGAGAAGGCUGCAUUGAUUAUGCAAGUACUGCAGCUGUCAGAUGAACAAAUCGCUCUACUUCCGCCGGAACAGCGCUCCAGUAUUUUGAUGCUUAAGGAACAGAUUGCGAAGAGUACUCAACGUUAA